AUGUCCCGAGGCGGGGGUAGGGGAGGUCGCGGCGGCCGACGAGGCGGCGGUCCCAAUCUCCCCUGGCAAGAAGAUCCCUCACUCAGGGUCGACGGCAGACCAGCCGAGGCGUUUCCCCCGUAUGAUGUCCCCAUCCCGGCACCCCUCAUCUCCCGCGAAAAGUCCCAGGUCAGAUCAUACCUCCUCUUCCGCGAGCAAGUCCACGACGGGCCCUUCUACACAGCAACGCGCUCGCGGGACCCAUCGGCCUCCGCGCGCGCCUACGGCCAGGAGCAGGUGAACCAGCGCUACGGCCUCAAGAGCAAGGCCACCCUGGACCCCUUCACUGCCGUCGAGAUGCCCUCCUCCCGCAUGCGGAGGCCCGAGAGGGCCUUGCCCGAUUUCAGCGAGCGCCCAUUCAACAAGUCGCUCUUCCCACCCGAGCUGCAUGCCACCCUCGACGGCGACGACGAGCCCGCCACCGCCGCAGGCAGGAAGUCGAGCAAGAAGAAGAAGGUCAUGACUCUGUCAAAGGUCACGAGCCUGCGGACCGCCGAGGAGAUCUUCAACAUGCCCUCCGAGCCCGCCCCCGCCGCAGAUGGCUCCGGCCCCGCUGACCACCAGAAGGCACUCGAGGCACUGGACCAGCUGGGCGACGGCGGAGGCGACGGCGACGACGAUAUCGACCUUGGGCUGGAUGACGAGGACGGGUACGAGGAGCUAGACGACGCCUACGAAGACGAUGAUGGAGGUGACUACGAUGCCGAGGGUUACUUUGACAAUGGCGAUGACGAUGACAUGGACGAUGGUGGCGGGGAUGAAGGAGAGUACUAG
Diaporthe batatas is the source of this 813-nucleotide messenger RNA. Its product is annotated as DNA-directed RNA polymerase III subunit C31. The record is from RefSeq and is a predicted model, not a curated record. The transcript is spliced from 2 exons. Bases 1 to 813 code for a protein of 270 amino acids. NCBI's taxonomy places the organism in Eukaryota, Fungi, Ascomycota, Sordariomycetes, Diaporthales, Diaporthaceae. Gene Ontology annotation, cellular component: RNA polymerase III complex. Gene Ontology annotation, biological process: transcription by RNA polymerase III.